Molecule: messenger RNA, 712 nt
Organism: Symbiodinium pilosum
Lineage: Eukaryota; Dinophyceae; Suessiales; Symbiodiniaceae
Source: the annotation of a GenBank genome assembly
GUAUGCUGGCGAGGAGGGCGACGACUAUCUGGAAAGGUUUAGCCGACUGGUUCGUGAAGAUCUGUUCAAGAGCCUGGCGCCGCUGGUGAGCGGCGUGACGUUGCCAUGGAACUACGCGUUCUACCUUAUCGCCGUAAGCUCCUUCCCCUACCUCGCGGACCACAUUGCACUCUGGAUUGUCAUGGCUCGUUCCCGCCUCUCCGGCUAUGCCCUGCUUACCUGGAGCUUGCGCAACGUUGCAGACUGGGGAAUUGUGCCCUUGGCUUGCAUGCUAGCUUUAAGGGUGUGCUUGCCGCUGUGGAAGGUUGGCAUACAUUUGCGACGGAACCGCUUCAUGACGGCAGUGGUGCUGAACUUCAUUGUUUUUUGGUUCGUUUGUGCGGUUUGGGCUCCCGUGCUGAUUGUCCAUUGGUUGACGGCGGAUGACGAUUUGCUUCCGGUGGCCAUGUUCUUGGUAUGGUCAGCUGUGGCAUUUGUGCUUUUCUCACCCAUGUGUUCAGAGAGAAUCGUUUGGCACUCACUGCCCUCAAGUCGACCCCACCAUCCGGAAGAAGAGCCAGACAAGGAGAACAUGGAGUCAUCGGACGUCUUCACCGUGUCAGGUUCAGAGAAAAGCGUUUGGCGCUUACUGUCCCCAAGUCGACCCCACCAUCCAGAAGAAGAGCCAGACCAGGAGAACAUGGAAUGGAAAGGGGAAGUCUUCAGCGUGUGA